AUGGCUCCCUCGGCGGGGAACACAUUUUGCCAUCCGCACCCUCUUUGCGGCCAAACGACAGCUGACCGCCCGCUCGACGUCAGCAGGAGCAGGAGCAGCGGUAGCGGAAGCGGCAACAAAACGGCCAGCACCAGGAAACCAGAGGAACCGCAGCCGCAGCCGCAACCGCCGUUCGUGGAUGGACGUCGUCUGAACAGGAUCUGGUCGCUAAUCAAACUCGUCCUGCUCAUGGCACUGCUCCAGCAGCCUGAUCUCUCCGGCGGCGGUUAUGGCGUCUCAGCGGCACCCAGCCAACUGGCAACCGCGCCCAGUUCCAGCCACCUCGAUCAUCCCAAGCACCUACAGAAGCAUGCCAGGAGCGCGGCCUAUUUCCGGCUGACCUUCCAGCAGGAGCUGAAUGCCAGCAGUGCGCAUCUCGACUGGGAGAACACCUGCAACCUGAAGCCCACUGGCCUGAACGAGACGCACAGCAAGACGAAACGCUGCAAGAAACGCCAACGGGUGCUGCAGAUUCUACAGAACCAAACGGGCCGCGAGUUGAGGGGCAUCCAGGCCGAGGACAGGGCCAGGAUCACCACCAAUGCGGAUAAGCAGGCCACAAACAACACCAAGACCCUCGAUAUUGUGGAGAAGAAGAAGUGGCGCUUCUACAAGGGAAACUACAGGUUCCUGCCCCGUCUGAAUGUCACCAGCAAACAGUUGAACCUUCGACAUGCCCAUCGCGACCUGCAGAUUUACGUGGGCGCCUUCACGUACAUGCGCAACAUCAAGUUGCACUGGGACCUGGCCAACCUGAAGGCCAAGAGCGUGCUCUCCGACGAGCUGGACCGGAUGCGGAAGUCCGCCCGGGAGGUGCUCUGCAGCGUGGAGGAGACCAUCAACCUGACCAACCUGCUGUACACACCCAGUCGGCCGCGGGCGCAGCAGCCGAGGGGCCACAAGAAGCGGCGCCAGGCCCCGCCGGUGGUCACCUACAAGAUCCUGUCGCGCAAGCUGAUGGAGAAGCGCCUACAGCAGUUCAACUCCACGGUGGUGCCACUCGUGCCGCUGCACCAGCAGGCGACCUUGGCCGCCCGCGGGGAGGAUGUUCCGGCACCGCCCGACGACCUGAUGGUCCUGGAGCAGCACGCCCUCUUCACCAAACUGAAGUUCGUGCAGUAUCUGAAGAGCAUCCGCAAGAUACUUGCCAAGCAGCGGAGGAAUCUAUGCUAG
This is a messenger RNA of Drosophila erecta, 1212 nucleotides long. RefSeq lists its product as uncharacterized. Lineage: Eukaryota; Metazoa; Arthropoda; Insecta; Diptera; Drosophilidae. Bases 1 to 1212 code for a protein of 403 amino acids. The record is from RefSeq and is a predicted model, not a curated record. The transcript has 4 exons. Gene Ontology annotation, biological process: embryonic development via the syncytial blastoderm; cell surface receptor signaling pathway via JAK-STAT.